AUGAAGAGAGGAAGGCAAGAGAAGAAGACUUCCUCACCAUCUCCAAAACAACAACAUCACAGUGACAUAGAAAAGUCGUACGGUAUCCAUGUCCCUUUGGAUCUAACGGUCGAGAUACUCUCUAGACUCCCUGUGAAGUCAACUGUGAGGUUCCAAUGUGUAUCGAAGCUAUGGUCAUCUCUUAUCACCGACUCAAUCAUGACUUGGUCUUUAUCUAAGCCUCGUCUACUCGUCUUCUUAGACCGGCCGUUGCUAAAAUCCUCAGUAUUCUCUUUGUCUGGUUGCCUUUUAAGCACGAACAAAGAACCCAUAUCUACGGAACAAGACAGUAACACAUUAGACAGUGGGUUUGUUAUCAAAAAGAUGUAUCAAUACACCCGCGGAUUAAUCUGUUAUUUGUCGAGCUACGAUCAGUUUGUGAUACACAAUCCUACCACGAGACAAUCCCUAUUAUUACCGGAGAUAAAAAGGGAGAAACGGUGGUGCUUUAUGGACGGAUUAUUUGGUUAUGAUCCAGUUUAUAAUCAAUACAAAGUGUUGUGCUUUAUCAGCUCGGUGGAAAAAGAGUCGGUGUCUUGUCAAAUUUUCACAUUGGGAGAUCCAAAGAAGCAAUGGAGGAACAUCCGAGGCUUUGACCGAUUUAUCUCUCUGAAUUGGUCCCCUAGGGUUUGCAUCAAUGGGAAAAUCUAUUUCACAGUAGAUAGGUAUGUAUUGAUGGGUUUUGACGUUAGGUCAGAGACAUUAUUAGAUCACGGCGGGAUACCUAAGAAUCAGUUUCGGAAUAUGACUCUAGUAAAUUACCAAGGGAAAUUAGGGUGUAUCGGUUACAGCGAUAAUAUUGCAGAGAUGUGGGUUAUGGAAGAUCAAACUGAGAAACAAGAAUGGUCAAAGAUAUCAUUUCUCAUGUAUUCUCGUGGCCCUUGUCUAUUAGAAGAUACCCCUUCUAUCGUUGGUGUCACUCCUAAUGGUGAGGUUGUGAUAAUGCCCAUGGUUCUGUAUCCUGCUCAAACGUUAUGGGCAUACUUUUAUGAUCCAAAGAAAAACAAGACUAUAAGAGUUGAGUUCGAAAGCACCUUCAAGGAGGACCACAAAUAUCGAAAAGACAUCUUUGGCGUCCCGAACCAUGUGGAGAAUCCUAGGUCUUUGUUGGACUCGUUCAAUUAG
This is a messenger RNA of Arabis nemorensis, 1164 nucleotides long. Lineage: Eukaryota; Viridiplantae; Streptophyta; Magnoliopsida; Brassicales; Brassicaceae. The record is from the annotation of a GenBank genome assembly.